GGCGCCUAUUGCAGUUUGCGGUGGCAGGAGCGGAAGAACCGAGCACCUGGCUUAAAAAUGACGACAUCAUGGAGUGAUCGUCUCCAAAAUGCGGCAGACAUUCCUGCAAAUAUGGAUCGCCAUGCACUGAAAAAAUAUCGGCGUGAAGCUUAUCACAGGGUCUUUGUGAACAGGAGUCUAGCCAUGGAAAAAAUCAAGUGCUUCGGAUUUGAUAUGGAUUAUACACUUGCUGUAUACAAGUCUCCAGAAUAUGAAUCUCUCGGUUUUGAACUGACGGUUGAAAGAUUGGUGUCUAUCGGUUAUCCUCAAGAGCUUCUAAGUUUUGUGUAUGACCCAACAUUCCCCACCAGGGGUUUGGUGUUUGAUUCAACCUAUGGAAAUCUUUUGAAAGUUGAUGCCUAUGGAAAUAUCCUUGUUUGUGCACAUGGGUUUAACUUCAUGAGAGUACCUGAAACUAGGGAACAGUACCCAAAUAAAUUUAUCCAGAGAGAUGAUACAGAUCGCUUCUACAUCCUCAACACCCUGUUCAAUUUACCAGAAACUUACUUGCUGGCCUGCCUGGUAGAUUUCUUCACUAACUGCGACCGAUACACAAGCUGUGAAAAGGGGUUUAAAGAUGGAGAUCUGUUCAUGUCAUUCCGGAGCAUGUUCCAGGAUGUCAGAGAUGCUGUUGAUUGGGUUCAUUACAAGGGAACACUUAAGGAGAAGACCGCAGAGAAUUUUCCAAAGUUUGUUGUGAAAGAUUCAAAACUGCCUCUCCUGCUGAGUCGUAUGAAUGAAGUGGGGAAGGUUUUUCUCGUCACCAACAGCGACUAUAAAUAUACUCACAAAAUCAUGACUUAUCUGUUUGACUUCUCUCAUGGACCAAAGCCCGGGACCCCACAUCGGCUUUGGCAGUCUUAUUUUGACUUAAUAUUAGUGGAUGCGCGCAAACCACUAUUUUUUGGGGAAGGAACUGUGCUCAGACAAGUGGAUACUAACACGGGCAAGCUUAAAAUUGGGACCUACACAGGACCGUUGCAGCAUGGAAUUGUCUAUUCAGGAGGCUCUUCAGACAUUGUGUGCGACCUGUUAGGAGCUAAAGGGAAAGAUAUAUUGUAUAUUGGAGAUCACAUCUUCGGCGAUAUUUUGAAGUCCAAAAAGCGUCAGGGGUGGAGGACAUUCUUGGUCAUCCCGGAGAUGGCACAGGAGCUGCACGUGUGGACAGACAAAAGCUCACUUUUUGAAGAGCUUCAGAGCUUGGAUAUCUUCCUGGCAGAAUUGUACAAACAUCUGGACAGUAGCAGUAAUGAGAGGCCUGACAUCAGCUCCAUCCAGAGACGAAUUAAGAAAGUCACUCACGACAUGGACAUGUGCUAUGGGAUGAUGGGAAGCCUUUUCCGCAGUGGCUCCCGUCAGACGUUGUUUGCCAAUCAAGUGAUGCGAUAUGCAGAUCUCUAUGCAGCCUCCUUCAUCAAUCUCUUGUAUUACCCAUUCAGCUACCUUUUCAGAGCAGCACACGUCCUGAUGCCCCAUGAAUCUACCGUGGAGCAUAUUCAUGUAGAUAUUAAUGAAUCCGAAUCCCCAAUGGCAACAAGGAACAGCAGUUCCCUGGACUACAAAGACUCUGACUUCAAGCGACACCAUUUGACCCGCUCCAUCAGCGAGAUCAAACCUCCUAAUCUCUUCCCACAGACCCCACAGGAGAUUACUCACUGCCACGACGAGGAUGAUGAUGAGGAGGAAGAAGAGGAGGAGGAGGAGGAAGAAGAGUAGAAUGCUGCAAGCCAAUCAUUAUCCUAGACAGGAUAUAAUAGUAUCACCACAAGUCACUGUAAUAUUCUACAAGGAAACAUUUUCCUUCCAUGAGAGAAUUUUCCAUUCACACACAGAGAAAGAAACAUUUAUUUUUCUCUGGAAUUUAUUUCCUUUUUGUUUGUUUUUUUCCCGUCCAAAGUUCUGAACACAAGUUGGCAUUUGCACUCUCUUCCUCCAGGUCGUACAUUUCUGUCAGAGAGUUCCCCAGGCCUCUUCUGUGAGAGAUGGGGCACAGUAUUUACUACAUUCUUUUUUCUAUUGUAGUUUUUAUACUUCCUAAACCAUCCCGCAAUGUGUUGUCUGCAGAGCUGAGGGAUAACAAGGCACAUGGCUCCUUUGAGCACAUAGGUUUUGUAUAUUGCAAA
Molecule: messenger RNA, 2162 nt
Organism: Nanorana parkeri
Lineage: Eukaryota; Metazoa; Chordata; Amphibia; Anura; Dicroglossidae
Gene: NT5C2
Product: 5'-nucleotidase, cytosolic II
Exons: 18
Coding region: 58-1755 (565 amino acids)
Biological process (GO): adenosine metabolic process; IMP metabolic process
Molecular function (GO): 5'-nucleotidase activity
Source: RefSeq, a predicted model, not a curated record